AGAGCCUUGCUGGCAAGAUGAAAAAUGAUGAGACAAAGACGACACUCAAUCAUGACAUGGUUUUACAACUUCUUCAUGACGACGAUGAUGGUAUCAAAGGAAAAAAAGUGAAAUAAUUUAAUAAUAAGGAAAACGAAAAAAAAAAAAAAUAUCAACAUCAAACUUUUUUUUUUUCACAAACAGACAAAAGUACGGUCCCGGAAGAUAAUGUUCCGCAAUUAAAUUGAAAAAGAUGAAAAAAUAUGAUUAAGACAUCAUCGUGCAUUAGAGUAAAUUUGAUAAAAAAAAAACAGAAAAAAAAUGUUUGAAAGUAGAUAAGUGAAUUAAAAAAUUAGAAAAUCAUGGAUAACUUGACUUAUUUCGCCAUGCUCAUCGGCAACGAUGACACUAAAGCUAGCUUAAGUAGCAGUAAUAGCAUAAACAAUAAUCACAUAAUCCCCGAUCAAAGUGUCAUACCCAGAAACAGCACCACGAGUGACGACGAGGCAUUUUUGGAUGACGGCAACUUUUCCUGUCUAAAUUUUUACAACAACAUGACCUAUCUGAAUGUGUCGUGCGAAUCCAACGUGCAAAUUAGUGUCAUCUUCUACGGGUACUUUUUCCCAAUUCUGUUGCUCAUCACAGUCGUGGCCAAUUCCCUAAUUGUCGUCGUGCUAAGCAGACGGAAUAUGGCAUCGCCAACUAAUUCGGUACUUAUGGCUAUGGCAAUUUGCGAUCUACUGACGGUGUUGUUUCCCGCUCCAGGAAUUUUGUACAUGUAUACAUUUGGAAACCAUUAUAAGCCGAUAGCACCUGCAGCAUGGUGUUAUUUGUGGAAUGCAUUUAACGAAAUCCUACCAGCAUUGUAUCACACCGCUUCCAUAUGGUUGACGUUAGCAUUGGCUGUGCAAAGGUAUAUCUAUGUGUGCCAUCCGCAAGUUGCUCGUGUCUAUUGCACGCUCGAGUCAACACAACGGUACAUCGCUUACAUACUUGUGGCGGCAGCGCUCCAUCAAAGUACGCGAUUCUUUGAUAGAUCCUACGAAGUGUACCCCAUCGAAUGGAAUAGCAACCAAGUGGAUGUCUGCCACAUCGAGACAGCGAAAUGGAUUGGCGAUACAAUUAGCGAAGACAUCUACUUCACGUCAUACUACUUGUUCCGCGUGAUAUUUGUGCACUUACUGCCGUGCUUCUCUCUUGUCAUCCUCAAUAUUUUCCUGUUCAAGGCGAUGAAACAAGCGCAGGAAAAGCGCGAAAAGCUCUUCCGCGAAAAUCGCAAAAAAGAAUGCAAAAAACUACGGGAUGCCAAUUGCACGACUCUCAUGCUGAUUGUCAUCGUCAGUGCAUUCCUUAUCGUGGAAAUUCCCCUGGCCGUCAUCACGGCACUGCAUAUCAUCUCGUCACUCUACUUCGAAUUCCUCAACUACGAAAUUGCCAAUUUGUUCAUAUUGUUUGCGAAUUUCUCCCUUGUCGUGAGUUAUCCCAUCAAUUUUGCCAUUUAUUGCGGCAUGUCGCGCCAAUUUCGCGAAACCUUCAAGGAAAUCUUCCUGCGCGGCACGAAAAAGACGACGUGCAACUCGUCGCGCUACUCGCUCGUCAAUGGACCGAAAACGGUGCAAACGAACGAAACGGUUCUCUAG
Molecule: messenger RNA, 1619 nt
Organism: Culicoides brevitarsis
Lineage: Eukaryota; Metazoa; Arthropoda; Insecta; Diptera; Ceratopogonidae
Gene: SPR
Product: sex peptide receptor
Exons: 6
Coding region: 342-1619 (425 amino acids)
Biological process (GO): G protein-coupled receptor signaling pathway
Cellular component (GO): membrane
Molecular function (GO): G protein-coupled peptide receptor activity
Source: RefSeq, a predicted model, not a curated record